Limanda limanda (common dab) is the source of this 1869-nucleotide messenger RNA. RefSeq names its product TANK-binding kinase 1-binding protein 1-like. The record is from RefSeq and is a predicted model, not a curated record. Gene Ontology annotation, cellular component: cytoplasm. The coding region runs from base 1 to 1869 and encodes 622 amino acids. Gene Ontology annotation, biological process: canonical NF-kappaB signal transduction. Lineage: Eukaryota; Metazoa; Chordata; Actinopteri; Pleuronectiformes; Pleuronectidae. The transcript has 12 exons.
AUGAUGGAUCUAUACGGCAGAGGAGAGCUGGGGCUGCUGGGAGGAGGGGAGAGCCUGAGAGAUGACAUGGGCGGAUCUGGGAUCAGCUGGUCGGCUAAUCGACUGUCAGAGGACAUGUACCCAUCAUCAGGAUUGGCCUUGGCCGCAGCCUAUCAUGACAUUAAGACCCGGCUGGCCAGUCUGGAGAGGGAGAACAGCAGCAUCAAGAGGAAGCUCAAACACUAUGAGGUGAAGUUCCCAAUGAUCAGUGGAUUUGGAGAGGAGAGGAUAGUGUGUUAUUCCCGUGAGCCCAUCAUCAAGGAGGCCAGUGACAUUCAAUCAGAGACCACUAACCUGCAACAAAGGAUCAACUCUCUCACUCAGGAGCUUCAGAAGAGUAAGGAGAGAGAGGAGAGGCUGGAGGAAGUCAUCCAGGCAUACGAGAAGAUUCACUUGGAGAAGAGCAAUGUCCAGAGAGACCUAGACAAAAUGACGACUCUAGCGGAGCAGCAUGUAGAGCGGAUCUGCAGCUUGGAGUCGGCUCUCAGACAGAGACAGACGUCCCUUCAGAAACUCGGCACUCAAAUCCGCAGCAAAGAGGCACGUCAGUCUCAACUCCACGCCAGCCUGGACGUACCCAGAGAGGGCCGCGGGCCGACGCUGCAGAGCUCCCGCAGUCUGGACGCUCUGUCCGACCUGAAACUGCAGCGACUGGAGGCCGAGCUGGACGGGGCACGGCACCAUGCCGAGGGAGCCUGUCAGAGGGAGAAGGGGCUGAGGGUUGAGCUUCAGAGGCUGCAGCAGGAGGCAUCUCAGCUGCAGGAGGCACAAAGACAGUCACAGGAGUUGGCCCCACACUGUGAGCACUGUGACGUAGAAUGGAUAAAGAAAGCUGGAGAUGAACAGGUGAACCUGGCGUUAGCCUACACUGAGCUAACAGAGGAGUUGGGUCGGGUUCGCAACCUGGCUGCAAAACAGAGUGACAUUCUACGACACGUCUCCCAGGAGCCUGGCUCUCGUCCUCCCGCGACUCCUCAGCGUCUCUCCCCCACCUCCCCCCAGCGCCCCUCACUCUCCCCCGAGAGGCUUCUGCCCACCCCCUCUCCUCCGCUCUCCCUAUGCGACAGCCCUGCCUCUUACUCUCAGCAGCAGCCAACCAGCAGCCGCCUACGAGCAAAGUUCCAAGGUCGCCGCAGUUACUCGGAGGUGUCCGACCCAUCAGCCAUCCACAGGCCCUCAGCACGCUUGAUGAGGGACCCGGUUUCCACUCUCCCCAAGCCCAGGCCCCUGCUGGGCGAGACACGAGGCUACAGCCAGAACAAACAUCAGCUCCGCACCGCCUUACUGGGCCUCGUCAGACCAGCCUCGGCUCAUGGAGGGGAGAGGGGGGGAGGAGGAGGAGGAGGAGAGAGAGCUGGGGGCAGCAGUUUGACCAGCAGUCCUCAUCACUGCGCAAUGGACAUUCAUCACUUCUGUCGCCUUGAUGACCCACCUGAACCCACCCCACUGGUGACACCUCCACAGUCCUCUGAUGAUGAAGAGGAUGUUUGUGCAUAUCUGUCGCCGGCUUGCAGCCCACCUCGGACUCUUGGGAUUCUCUCAUCUUCACCAAGAGAACAGCCCCUACACCCCUCGUUCCCGUCUCCAAGGAAACAGCCCCACCAUCCCUCCUUCCCUGCCCCCGAGGGCCCUGCCACCCUCUCCUGCCAUCUGCCUCCCUACAUGAACACAGAACAUGCUCAGUCAUGGCCUUCUAUUAACUUAUGGAUGGAGUCGGAGGAGAGCGCUGUUCGCAGCUGUCCUCUGUGUCAGCUGACCUUCCCAACUGGUUACCCUGAUGACGCCCUCAUAAAACACAUCGACUCACACUUGGAGAACAGCAAGAUCUGA